AUGGGCCCACCGCGUGUUCCUCCUCUCACGGCGCAUGUUCCGCACGCCCGUCACGGCCGUACUAUCGACGGUCGCAACGGUCGCGACCGUCGCAGCGGUCAUGGCGGCGAGUUGGUCGCGCCCCCCCCGUCACAGCCCGUCCGUCUCACGCUGCCCCAGCCCGUCCCGUCCCCUUCCAGCGGUGCGCAGUGCGCACAGCCGCACGCACGCAGCCGCAAGCGCGCAGCUGCACGCACGUCACCAGCCACGCGCGCAACUGCUGCGAAAUGCACAGCUCCAGCCGUAGGCGCAGCAGCAGCCGCACGCACGACUGCAGCGUCAUGUGUAGCUGCAGACACACGCGCAACUGAAGCCGCCUGCUACGCCGCCCCUCCCCAUUUAACCCCCUUCUCACUGCUGCUGGUGCACCAAAGGGGGGGAGGGGGGGAAGGGAGGGGAAGAUUUGUCGGGGGGACAACGCUCGUGGCGGUUGUCGCGGCCCUUUCUCUCCCCCCGGUCCCGUUUUCUUCCCCUCCGUCGCCUUUCCUGCCCGCGCCUACUUCUGCAGUGCGGGGAGGAGGGGUUAUGCAGCACCAGCCGCCCACCUCCUCCUCCUCUCUCUCCCUGCCGCCUGUUGUUGUGUUGGGAGGGGGGGGGAUGGGCUUGGAGGUUAAGGCGGUGGUAGGAGGGGAUCUGUAG
Closterium sp. Naga37s-1 is the source of this 678-nucleotide messenger RNA. Lineage: Eukaryota; Viridiplantae; Streptophyta; Zygnematophyceae; Desmidiales; Closteriaceae. The record is from the annotation of a GenBank genome assembly.